Impatiens glandulifera is the source of this 1568-nucleotide messenger RNA. Its product is annotated as syntaxin-43-like. The coding region runs from base 290 to 1255 and encodes 321 amino acids. Gene Ontology annotation, biological process: vesicle fusion; vesicle-mediated transport; intracellular protein transport. The record is from RefSeq and is a predicted model, not a curated record. Gene Ontology annotation, molecular function: SNARE binding; SNAP receptor activity. The transcript has 8 exons. Gene Ontology annotation, cellular component: membrane; endomembrane system; SNARE complex. NCBI's taxonomy places the organism in Eukaryota, Viridiplantae, Streptophyta, Magnoliopsida, Ericales, Balsaminaceae.
UACACCAGCGUUUCUCAACUGUCAACUGAACCAAAAUCCCUUGACUUCACCGGCACCGGGUUUAUCUUUCGUUUCCGAUCCACCAUUAAGAAGAGUCGGAGAAGAGAUCGCUGGAAAUCACUCCUACCCUUCAACGUUUUCGAUUGAAAUCUCUUACCUUUAUGAUUUGCUUAUCGGUCGACAGAGACAGCAUGAGGCGCCCUCCUUUUGCUUGGCUGUCUUCAGAUCUGCUGCGAGAAGGUCACUCGGCUGUGUAGAUCUUUCGUGUUAGUUGAAUUUAGGUCAUCAAAUGGCUACGAGGAACAGGACUAUAUUGUUUAGGAAGUACAGAGAUGCAUUGAAGAGCGUUCGAGCUCCGUCUAAUUAUGGGUCGGCGUCGUCCUCCGCCUCGGGUGGACCAGUCAUUGAAUUGUCCAAUGUUUCUCUUCUCAAUCCAAAUCGAUCUUAUGCUCCUCUAAGUACUGAUGACCCUGGUGGCUCCAGUCGAGGUGCACUUACUGUGGGUCUACCUCCAGCUUGGGUUGACAUAUCAGAAGAAGUAUCUGCUAAUAUCCAACGUGCCCGUUUGAAAAUGUCUGAGCUUGCGAAGGCUCAUGCCAAAGCUUUAAUGCCUUCAUUUGGUGAUGGUAAAGAUGAUCAACGGAGGAUUGAGGUUCUUACACAUGAAAUAACUGAUCUUUUGAGAAUAUCAGAGAAGAGAUUACAGAGACUUUCGUCUGGUGGCCCCUCUGAGGAUUCAAACAUUAGGAAGAAUGUACAGCGUGCUCUAGCAACUGACCUUGAGAGCCUUUCAACAGAACUUCGAAAGAAACAGUCAACUUAUUUGAAACGGCUUCAGCAGCAAAAAGAGGGUGCUGAUGGAGUUGAUAUAGAAAUGAACUUAAAUGGUUCCAAAAGGGAAGAUGAUGAGUUCGAUGACCUGGGGUUUAGUGAGCAUCAGAUGAGCAAGUUAAGGAAAAACGAGGCAUUUACAGCUGAAAGAGAAAAGGAGAUCCAACAGGUGGUGGAAUCAGUAAAUGAAGUAGCUCAAAUAAUGAAAGAUCUAUCAGUUCUUGUGAUUGAUCAGGGCAGUAUCGUAGACAGAAUAGACUACAAUAUCCAGAAUGUUGCAGCAUCGGUUGACAAAGGGCUCGAGCAGCUUCAGAAGGCAGAGAGAUCUCAAAAACAAGGUGGGAUGGUGAUGUGUGCGACAAUUCUGAUUAUUAUGUGCGCGGUUAUGUUGUUUCUUUUAAUCCUUAAGACAAUACUCUUCUAAUCCAUCCAUUCAUUCAUUCAUUUGCAAACCUGAAAGGCUUUGUUUCAGUGGAUGACAACAGUGGGAAGGAAUAUGGAAAUAUUAUUAAUUGAUUGAAAUCCUAAGGUUAGUUAAAAACACUAUUCGGCAUUUGUACACAGAAUUAUUAUGAGUCUUGACUGACUAGACUAUACAUACUUUUGAGAAUGAUUACUAUGAGGGAGGAAGGUUGUAUAGGUAGUAGUAAGUAGUUUUUCAAUUGAGAACUACACGUUUUUGACCUAUUACACUUCAAAUUCAUUUGGAAAAGAUUUGUAUCUCUAAUUUCUCUUUU